AUGCCAGCUAAGGGUAAAUACUUCUUCAACGAAAAUGAUGACUGCAGGAUAUCAGACCCGCUCUAUGAGAAGUACCGCUAUACAAGCCAGCAGCAUCCACUCCUGCUAUUGCUGCUCUUCAUUGCAAUCCUCUUCUGGACUACUCUAAUUAUCAUCUUUUUUGUCACUGAUGAAGCACAUCAUCAUCUUGCCUUCAUUAUUGCAGUAUGUGCUGCUCUUGUCAUAUUUGCAGUCAUGUACUUACUUUUAUGUAUUGAAUCCCUGUUUCGGAGAUGGCUAACGUUAUUUGGAGUUAUGAUUUGGAUUUGCUUCUUAAUCGUAGGAUAUGUAUCUCUUUUUGAAAGAAAAAAUGAUUAUCAACUGUGGGAACAGGUGCCAUUCUUUCUAUUCAUAAUCUUCACAGUUUAUACCAUGCUACCCUUUGGGAUGAGAGGUGCUGUCAUAAUUAGCGUUCUUUCUGCUCUCUCCCAUAUUAUUGUUCUAAGCAUUGUGGUAAGCAUGACUUCUCAGGAAAAUAAGGAGUCCAUUCUAUUUCAGCUACUUGCCAAUGCUGUCAUUUUUCUUUGUGGUAACCUGAUGGGUGCAUUCCACAAACGCCAAAUGCAGGUUGCUUCGUGGGAUUUGUAUCGAUACACGUUAAAGUGCAUUCAGGUCCGAAUGAAACUGAAGAUUGAAAAGAGGCAACAAGAAAAUUUGCUUUUAUCUAUACUGCCAGCUCAUAUCUCUAUGGAAAUGAAGCUAGCAAUCAUAGAGCGACUAAAGGAAACUAAUGAUAAUAGGCAAACACAUGACAACAACUUCCACAGUCUAUAUGUAAAAAGGCACCAAAAUGUUAGCAUUCUUUAUGCAGACAUUGUAGGAUUUACUCGCCUUGCCAGUGACUGCUCUCCUAAGGAACUAGUAGUGAUGCUGAAUGAACUUUUUGGAAAGUUUGAUCAGAUUGCAAAGGAGAAUGAAUGCAUGAGAAUAAAAAUCCUGGGAGACUGUUACUACUGUGUGUCAGGCCUACCUGUGUCCUUACCGGUUCAUGCCAGGAACUGUGUUAAAAUGGGACUCGACAUGUGUGAAGCAAUAAAGCAGGGGAGAGAAGCCACAGGAGUGGAUAUCAACAUGAGGGUUGGUAUUCAUUCAGGGAACGUGCUGUGCGGUGUAAUCGGCCUUCGGAAGUGGCAGUAUGACGUCUGGUCGCAUGAUGUGUCCUUAGCGAACCGCAUGGAGUCCGCGGGCGUACCUGGCCGUGUACACAUCACUGAAGCAACAUUAAAUCACCUAGGCAAAGCUUAUGAAGUAGAAGAAGGGAAUGGACACCUGAGGGAUCCUUACCUUGAAUCCAUGAAUAUCAAAACCUAUUUAGUGGUUGAUCCAAGGUCCAAACAAUGCGUAUCAAAUAAUCAUCUCCCUAAAACAAGAGUUAAUGAUGGGCUGAAGAUGCGUGCCUCUGUUAGGAUGACACGGUAUUUAGAGUCCUGGGGAGCAGCCAGGCCCUUUGCCCACCUGAACCACAGAGAAAGUGUGAGCAGUGACUCUUCAAGUUCACAAGGAAGGCGAAGAAAGGAAAUACCUUUGUGUUCCACCGGGCGCCAGAGAACUUCUGAUAGAAAUUCGUCUCAGAAGGGAAGGAUAGAGGAAGAUAUUUAUGAUGAAAUGAUGUCAACCAUUGAGGGUCUCAGUUCAACUAAUCCGUGGUGUGGCAAAUCGGAUGACUUCUGGGUAUUUUCACUGAUUUUUGCAGAACCCAGUCUUGAAAAAGAGUAUCGCACCAUUCCUAUUCUAAAACUGAAGAGCUACUUCGCAUGUGCCAGUUUUGUGUUCCUCUGUAUAUUUCUGAUACAGAUGUUUAUAAUGCCAAAAACUGCAAAACUAGGAAUUUCCUUUGGCAUUGUUGCAGUCAUCAUUGUACUUAUUUUGUUUGUGUGCUUUGCUGAGAAAUUUAUGAAGUGCUGCCCAGAACAGUGGCCUUGCCUGCGCCAUCUUUGUGCUAUCUCAGAAAAGGUGGAAACAAUGCCUUUACUGAGGCUUCCUUUAGCGGUCAUCACUAUAGGUGCCUUGCUGAUUAUAGCCAUUUUUAAUUUCUAUUAUACUUACUGCUGCAUAUUGGGGUUCAUUGCUUGCUCGGUAUUUCUUCAAAUGAGCUUCGAACUCAAAGUUCUCCUCCUGUCCAUUGCUGUGACUGUAUACCUCAUCAUUUUUAAUACCCUUCAGAAUGGAAACUUGAACCUCUGUGACAACCGUACCAGUCUUUUCAUCAAAGAGCCAAGGAAAAUGACUAGUUUAUACCUGAUUCUGUUUUACAUAACCCUAAUUUUACUUGCAAAGCAGAUUGACUAUUACUGUCGACUGGAUUGUCUGUGGAAGAAUAAGUUUAAAAAAGAACAUGAACAGUUUGAAACGAUGGAGAAUGUUAACAGGCUUUUGCUGGAAAAUGUACUUCCAGCACACGUUGCUGCCUAUUUCAUUGGUGAAAAACGAAAUGAGGACUGGUACCAUCAAUCUUAUGACUGUGUCUGUGUCAUGUUUGCAUCGGUGCCAGAUUUUAAGGUGUUUUAUACUGAAUGUGAUGUCAAUAAAGAAGGCCUGGAAUGCUUGCGGCUGUUAAAUGAAAUCAUUGCUGAUUUUGAUGAGCUCUUGUUAAAACCUAAAUUUAGUGGUGUUGAAAAAAUAAAAACCAUUGGAAGCACUUACAUGGCAGCAGCUGGUCUCAGUGUUACACCAGGCCAAGAGAACAACCAGGAUAAGGAAAGACAGCAUGCUCACAUUGGGAUUAUGGUGGAAUAUGGAAUUGCCUUGAUGAGUAAACUGGAUGGCAUCAACCGACAUUCCUUUAACAAUUUCCGCUUACGUAUUGGGAUAAAUCACGGCCCUGUGAUUGCUGGUGUGAUUGGUGCCCGGAAACCUCAGUACGAUAUUUGGGGCAACACUGUUAAUGUUGCUAGCCGAAUGGAGAGUACAGGGGAGCUUGGGAAAAUCCAGGUCACAGAAGAAACAAGUAAAAUACUCCAGGAGUUGGGAUAUUCAUGUGAAUGUAGGGGACUCAUUAAUGUCAAAGGCAAGGGAGAACUGAGGACUUACUUUGUUUGCACCGAGACUGCCAAAUUCCAAGGUAUGGGACUGAACUGA
Molecule: messenger RNA, 3117 nt
Organism: Nipponia nippon (crested ibis)
Lineage: Eukaryota; Metazoa; Chordata; Aves; Pelecaniformes; Threskiornithidae
Source: RefSeq, a predicted model, not a curated record